AUGCCCGGCGCAAAGCCUCGUUGCCUUCUAAUCGGUGGCCAGUUCACAGGCAACUUCUGCGCAAGGGAGCUGAAGAAGCAGUUCUAUGUCACGGUGGUUGAUGCCAAGGAGUACUUCGAGUACACUCCAGGAGUGCUCCGGGCUUUUGUGAGGCCUGCGCAUUUGGACUCCCUCACCUUCACUUUGCAGCCUGUCUACGAGCGCAAGAUGGGUGUGAAAUUCAUCUGGGGAGAGGUGAAGGAGCUGAAUGGCGACAGGAAGACAGCCACCAUCAAGACCAUGUUCUCCAACAACAUGGAUGAGAUCGGCUUUGACUACUGCAUCAUCUGCUCAGGCUGCAACUUUGGACCAUUCAAGCCCAUGGGCGAGAGCUUGUGGUUCCCGACUGUGCAUGAGGAUGGCCGGGCCGUCAGCGACUGGAAGCACAUUGACGAGCGCUUCCUGGAGGGCCGCCGCCGCCACGUUCUUGAGGAGUACCAGAAGCUCCAGGACCUGAACAAGAAGAAGGCCACGGUUCUCAUCGUUGGCGCCGGCUUCAUCGGUGUUGAGUGGGCCACGGAGAUUGAGCACUUCUUCCCGGACGUCAAGUUGACCAUCAUUGACUUUUUGCCCCGCUGCCUGGGACCAUUGCCAGACAGUGCCGCCGAUUACUGCUCAGAGUACAUGAAUGCUUGCGGCAUCAAGGAGUUCUACAGCUGCGGCUACGAUCCCAAGAACCCGGACUUCUGGAAGAAGGUUGAGCUUCCCAACGGCGCGGACGAGACAUACGUGUGCAUUGGAGUUAAGGCCUCCAACUACUUCAUGCCCAAGUGCACCUUGUCUGACAAGGGCCCUGGUGGAGGUGGCUGGAUCCACUUCAACAAGCACCUGCAGGUUACCAAGAAGCCGUCUGAGGGAGGAGGUGUCUGGGCUGAUGGCAGCAUCUUCGCUGUGGGUGAUUGCAAUUACGGCUGCAUUGGCGAGCCGGGCAAGUGGGAGAUGCCCCCAGUGCCAAAGAUUUCCUACCCCGGUGAGGAGCAGGCCUACCAUGCCUGCCUCAACGUCAUGCGCCUGGCCAAGGCAAACAAGAACCUUGUGACUACCUGGUGGCCUUGGGGUGCCGGUAUGUUCGCCACGAGCUUGGGUCCCCAUGAUGCCUGCUUCGUUGUUGCGGCCAACGAGAACAAAGGCUCGGGCUACAUGGUGAACUGGUGGAUCCCGGCGGCUCUCCAGAAGGAGAUCAUCGAGACCACCAAGAUUGAUGAGUGCCGUGACCGCUGGAUUGGCAUCUUGAUCUGGCACUUUGUGCACCACACCCCGGUCCACCUCUUUGGCCGUGGCCCUUGGUUUGUCUAG
Molecule: messenger RNA, 1335 nt
Organism: Symbiodinium pilosum
Lineage: Eukaryota; Dinophyceae; Suessiales; Symbiodiniaceae
Source: the annotation of a GenBank genome assembly